CCUCUCAUUCUGCUAACCUGUCUGUGACCCACUUCUCUCUUUCCUCAUUUUCUCUCUCUAACCCUUCUGCUAAGCCCUGCAAGAACUGAAAAUUGCAUCUUGGUUGUUAUAGCUUCUGGGUGUUGUAAUCAGUUUUGAAUGUUUUACUGAUGUUCAGAUAAAAGUUCUGUUCAAAUUUGCUGAUAAUCGGCGAUGUGCGGGUUAAGAAGUGAGUGCUGCUACUUGGUUGUCGGAUUAUUGAGCUUGGAAGGUGAAUUGUUUGGCAAAAACUACAGCGAUGUUUGAUUGGGACGACGAACAGCUUGCGAAUGUCAUAUGGGACGAGGCAGGUGAAAAUGAAGAUCACAUUGUGCCAUAUCCAGAUGAAACUUAUGAGAAACCUUCAGGGCCUUAUGGGGAGCACAGUAAGGUGUCAGACCAGGAUGCUGCUAAUGUGACUGAAAAGACACUUGUUUCUAUAACUGAUUCGCGAGUAAGAAGCAAUAUACAUUAUAACACACAUGGAACAGUUUCCACUGAUGGAUUUGGCUCACUGCCUGAUUUAUCUCCAUCGAAUGCUACAAAAUUGGACCUGGAACACACGGAUGGAAAAGCUCAAGUAGAUGACGGUGCUCAAGUUUUUGACAAUCAGCCUGAGGACAAAGAAGCGAAUAAUUUUGUUGAUUACCGCUGGGCCCAUGUGGGGAGCUUCGAUGAUCUAGAUAGAAUAUUAAGCAACGAUGACCUGGUGUACGGAGAUGCAAACAUUAGUAAUUCAGAGGCGUUGUGGUCAUCUCCUAAAGAUGUUAUUGGUUAUCCAGAGAAAUCUGAACUCUUGUCGAUCGACUCCCCGAAUUUGCGGUUAGGGGAUUUAAAAAGUGAUAGCCAUGGAAAAACUAAUGAUCACUUAUGUCAUUCAACCACAAGUUUGGCGAACUUGGAGUACGGUGGAGGCAAAAAUGAAAAUUUGCCAAAGGAAAAGUCAGCUUCAGAAAUUGUCGGAAGAACCCCAACCCUUGUUUGUUCGAUUCGUGAUGUCAAUGUUGCAAUACCAGAUAAAAUUGCAACCGACAAGCAUGUACAGAUGGGUGAGCAAAGCCAAAAAAUGGAAGGCCAAAAGAGUGAAACUAGACAACCCCAAACGUCUUGUGUUCCCUGGUUUUCUCUUGGCAAUCAAGGUAAAGAAUUUGAAGGACAUUAUAGACAACAUAUCAAAUAUUCUUCUUCGAAGGCAAGAACUCAACAAACUGAGUCUUCUACGUACAAGCAGUGCAUGCAUCCACUUCCACAUUCCUUUGGUUACAAAUUGAGGGAAAACCAGCAUUCAUCGUUGCCUUCAUUGCCACAAUUUCAUUCUGGUGAAGAAUAUCAACAGGUACCAUCUGGGAGCUCAUAUAUUUCAGACAGAACUCCAAAGACAGCAUUGAUGCCUACGAGCAUGAUGACACCUCAGGAAAAAGUCGAAAAACUAAGGAGGCGCCAGCAAAUGCGGGCAUUGCUUGCUGUCCGUAAGCAACAGCAGCAAUUUAGACACCAAGUCUCCUGUAACGGUUAUUCAAAUCUUGGGAAAUAUUUACACGAAAGCCAAAUGCAGUUUACAAGAGGAGGUAACGUGGAAAUCGAUGGAAAUCUGAGCACUCUCAUGUCUCUUGAUGGUAGUUCACCUCUUGAACAGAGUGAUUCAGAUGAAACUACAUUGGAAUAUACCAUAUUACAUCAACUUCAAAAUGUAAUCUCAAAGUUGGAUAUUGAAAUAAGGCUUUGUAUCAGAGAUAGCUUGUUUCGCUUGGCUCAAAGUGCUUCGCGGAGGCAAUAUGACGGUGACACAGUCGAUGCCAACAGAAGAAGCAGAGAUGAAGCUAGUGUUAUCGUGGAAGAAAGAUUAACUAGUACAAAAAGCUCAGCAAGAACCGCGGAUGGAGAGACAAAAACAAACCCCAUAGACCGUGCUGUGGCUUAUAUGCUUUUUCAUACAUCACCUGGGGAAUUUCUGCAUUCACCAUCGAGUCCUAAACAAACAACCACCACUUCAACAAACCUUCCAACGGGAUUUCUUAGUGAGAACUAUGAAGAUGAUCAACUUUCUUGUUUAUUUGAGCAAAGAAACAAAGAAACAGCCGGUGGCAGUGGAGAUGAGAUUGAAGCAUCUUCACGAGGGGCACCAUUUCUUUGAAGCUAUGCAACGAAAGCCAAGUACAUUGCUUUGGAUUCACCGCGGAUGAUCUUGUUUCUCUGUAAGCUGAUUAAAUCCUUUCGAACACGGUUUUUGGAAUCGUGGAAGCCUUCACCUCAAAGGAGACAUCAUAUAGAUCAGAAACUAUAGGGAAUGGCAGUCAAUGGUCUUAGAUACUUUGUAUAAUCUUUAAAUUACUUAAUUUCGACAAUGAGGUUGAGUUUCUGUUUACA
Cynara cardunculus var. scolymus (artichoke) is the source of this 2385-nucleotide messenger RNA. Its product is annotated as protein LNK2. Gene Ontology annotation, biological process: circadian rhythm; regulation of DNA-templated transcription. The record is from RefSeq and is a predicted model, not a curated record. NCBI's taxonomy places the organism in Eukaryota, Viridiplantae, Streptophyta, Magnoliopsida, Asterales, Asteraceae. The transcript has 9 exons. Bases 278 to 2152 code for a protein of 624 amino acids.